GACAGCAAUUAAACAGACGAAGAAGACAUCAUGCGCUGUUAGCUGGUUGAGCUAUAGUUGUGGUAGACAUCGACAGAUACCAGGCUUGUUCUCGGAAAAUCGCAUAUUUUAAGAAGCGCUAAUGGUUUGGGGGUAGAUUCUUGCAUUUUUCUCCGCACUGAGUGGUGCAGCAUCAUCAUCGUGGUGCUCCCAUGCCAUCUCAUGUCACUUUUGCUAACCACAAAGAGGAAGCAAUGAACUUCCAGGGCAGUCGGAGGCGAGGAGAGGAUGGCAUCGCCAUGGUGAUUGACUUCCUGCUGUCUAACGCCCGACUGGUUCUGGGAGUUGGAGGAGCAGCUAUGUUGGGCAUAGCUACACUGGCAGUGAAACGGCUAAUAGAGCGCGCAGGCCGUGCAGCAGAUGAUGAAAAGGUGGAGCAGAAGAUGGCUGAGAGCUGGGAGGAGUUGAGUUUGGUCUCCGCUUCCCCAACAAUGAUCAGGAAGGGCAUAGAGGGCAUGGUGAUGAAGCACGUUGCCAAGGCGACCAAACAGCAGAAAGCUGAUCUCUGCCAACAACUUCAGAUGUCCUCUCUGGAGGAGCAGCCUAAACCCGAGUCAAAGUCCAAGAGGCUCCAGCUGUCCGUCCUCAGCUUGCAGAGUGUUGAAAACCGUCCGGUUUUAAACUGUAUUCAGGAACGUCUGCAGCAGUACUAUCACACAAGGGCAGCACUUUCUCCACACGAGGUCCGGACGGCUCAGUCUCUGGCUCUGGACAUCUGCACUGAGAUCCAGGGCUUUCUGCACGGCCGCCACCCAGACAUGCCGCUGGGAGAAAUGAGCCUCGGAGGUUCUCUACUGGACGACUUACAGGUUGUCACUGCAGACCAUGCAUGUCUGCUCGUGCCUCUGCAGCUGGAAGCUUCUCUGUGGCGUCUCAUACCAGGAGAGGAGACGCUGCUCACACACCCUCUGCACUGGAUGGUCCAACGGGUCAAUCUGGAGUAUUUCCCCAGAGGCCGCAGCUACUGGGACAGGUACUUGGUGGGUGGUUAUCUGUCUGCAGAAGCUGUUGUGAACAUGUUCAGUAAGUCCAUCAUGGAGACUGUGAACUGGCCGUCAAUCAGCAGCACUCUGGACUGUAUCGUCAGACCUGUUCUGGGAGGACCCAACCUAAGACUGGAGAUCAAGCAUGGAAGUGAAAAUAUUGGAGCAGAGAGCAGCGACCAGUCCCUGUUUAUCUCCAUGCUGCCUCUACUGAGGGAAGGUGAUGUGGUCCUGACCGCCCAACCCGAGCUCACCUCCCCCUGGUUCAACGCCUGGCACCUCUCCCUCUACCCGUGGGAGACUCAGCGUCUGGCUCAGCUCGACUCAGCUGACGAUGGCUGCCGCAGACACACACUUCAAAUCCUUAAAGCCGUGUGCAGACUGAACCCGGCCCUGCGACCUCUGGAAGCUGCCCCGCUGGCCAAUCUCAUCCUGCACCUCAGUGACAGCGAGGGCAACUGGUCUGAGAGCAGCCUGCAUAUCAGAUUCCAGCAGUGCGUCACAGAGCUGAUUGGCUACCUCGAGCAAGGGGCAUUGCAUAGUUACUUCAAACCAGCUGUCAAUCUGCUGAGCGGCUUGUCAGAGGACCAGGUGGACCAGAUGGGCUUCAUGCUUUACUGCGCUGUGUCGGAGCCUGAGAUACUGCUCAUUUAACUCUCUGCACACCAGCACCACUUCACACUUCUCCAGCUGUGACAUGCACAGGACACUGGCAUAAUAUUUUUCAUGAUGUUUGGUUUAAGGCUCCUUGUUUGGCUCGUCUGUCCUACUCUCUAAUGCAAGGGAAAAAAGGGUUCAAAGUGAGACGGAGGCUGCAGAUUUGUGAGCGUUGAUCAAGUCAAACAAGAAGUGCCAAAAAGAAGAGCUGAGGAAGUGUUUAUCAAAAUGAUGAAAACGUAGCUUUGGGAUGUGCUGUGCUGCCAAGUCUGCGUUCAGUGAUGGUCAACAUGCCACAUACAGAGGAGUAAAUCAGUUAAGAGCUGAACAGAAGUGCAGCGUUUGACUUCAGUGCUUAUGUUCUUUCCAUCCUCUGAUAAUAUGCACUCUGCAUCAUCUUCCUGAAUCUCAAGUAAAUGUUCUAACUAUGCAGAAUAAUAAUGACCACCAGGUGUUGCUGCACUGAUUAAACUAUUCAGGCUGUGCGAGUGAAGCUUAUCAAACUCAACAUGUAUAUUGUAUUGGAAGUGGUGAGCAUUUUUGUUGGUCCUAUUUAGCGUUCGAUCUGUUGCCAAUCUUAUUUGGGUGAAUUUGCACUUUAAAGCAAGCGGAAGCUUUCCCGAUAAUUUUAUGCAGUUGCUUUUAAAUCUGCUAUGAAUAUUGUGGACAUUUAUCAGUUGUGUAUUUGAUGGGUGUAAGAGAAAGGUGUAUUUCUGUGACUGAGCAAAAUAAAGAUUAGAUUCUCA
This is a messenger RNA of Amphiprion ocellaris (clown anemonefish), 2425 nucleotides long. It is a transcript of the gene mief2, whose product is annotated as mitochondrial elongation factor 2. Lineage: Eukaryota; Metazoa; Chordata; Actinopteri; Pomacentridae. The coding region runs from base 192 to 1676 and encodes 494 amino acids. Gene Ontology annotation, cellular component: mitochondrial outer membrane. The transcript is spliced from 9 exons. The record is from RefSeq and is a predicted model, not a curated record. Gene Ontology annotation, biological process: mitochondrion organization; positive regulation of mitochondrial fission.